Molecule: messenger RNA, 2884 nt
Organism: Uranotaenia lowii
Lineage: Eukaryota; Metazoa; Arthropoda; Insecta; Diptera; Culicidae
Gene: Sec23
Product: protein transport protein Sec23A
Exons: 6
Coding region: 191-2527 (778 amino acids)
Biological process (GO): COPII-coated vesicle budding; endoplasmic reticulum to Golgi vesicle-mediated transport; COPII-coated vesicle cargo loading
Cellular component (GO): endoplasmic reticulum exit site; COPII vesicle coat
Molecular function (GO): GTPase activator activity; zinc ion binding
Source: RefSeq, a predicted model, not a curated record
CGGCUGCUUUCUGACGUGUUUUUCACCUGGUCAGGGUAAAUUCUGUGAAACUUCCGCGGAUUGUAGUCGUUUUGUCUGGUGUUUUACCAUGAAAUUAUUGUAAUAAACUGCUUUAAAAGUCAAGCAACAGUUCACUGAUAAUAUCUGUGACGCACUCUGCUGAAAUUUUCGUGCGUCCAGCAGCAGCGAAAUGACCACGUACGAAGAAUUCAUCCAACAGAAUGAGGACCGGGACGGGAUUCGGUUCACCUGGAACGUGUGGCCCUCGAGUCGCAUCGAUGCCAGCCGAAUGGUGGUCCCCCUGGGCUGCCUCUAUCAACCGCUGAAGGAACGGCCGGAUCUGCCACCGAUCCUGUACGAUCCGGUCGUCUGCACCCGGACCACCUGCCGGGCCAUCCUAAAUCCGAUGUGCCAGGUUGAUUAUCGGGCCAAGUUGUGGGUGUGCAACUUUUGCUUCCAGCGCAACCCGUUCCCGCCGCAGUACGCAGCCAUCUCGGAACAGCACCAACCGGCGGAACUGAUCGCCGGCUUCAGUACCAUCGAGUACACGAUCACUCGGGCCCCCUGUUUGCCGCCGGUGUUCCUGUUCGUCGUUGACACCUGCAUGGAUGAGGAGGAGUUGUCGGCCCUCAAGGAUUCGCUCCAGAUGUCCCUGAGUUUGCUGCCGGCCAACGCUCUGGUCGGGCUGAUCACGUUCGGUAAGAUGGUUCAGGUCCACGAGCUCGGCACCGAUGGUUGCUCCAAGAGCUACGUUUUCCGCGGGACGAAAGAUCUGACUGCCAAGCAGAUUCAGGAUAUGCUCGGGAUUGGUCGUGGUCUAGGGCCGAACCAGCAACAGCAGCAGCAGCAACAGAUGCGCGGACAAGUCGGUGGGCCAGUUCCUCCGGCGAAUCGGUUCUUGCAACCACUGCACAAGUGCGAUAUGGCACUGACCGAUUUGUUGGGCGAGUUGCAACGAGAUCCGUGGCCUGUUCCUCAAGGCAAGCGUUUCCUUCGCUCGACUGGAGCGGCUUUGUCGAUUGCCGUCGGUUUGUUGGAGUGCACCUACCCGAAUACCGGAGCUCGAAUCAUGCUGUUCCUCGGAGGACCGUGCUCUCAGGGUCCCGGUCAAGUGGUUGAUGAUGAGCUCAAACAUCCGAUCCGAUCGCAUCACGACAUCCACAAGGACAAUGCUAAGUUUAUGAAGAAAGCGAUCAAGCACUACGAGGCGCUGGCAUUGAGAACGGCAACCAAUGGGCAUUGUAUUGACAUUUACUCCUGUGCCCUGGAUCAGACGGGCUUGAUGGAGAUGAAACAGUGCUGUAAUUCUACCGGUGGCCACAUGGUUAUGGGAGAUUCUUUUAACUCCUCCCUUUUCAAACAGACCUAUCAGCGAGUAUUUGCGGUCGAUCAAAAGGGUGACCUGAAGAUGGCAUUCAAUGGAACGUUGGAGAUAAAAUGUUCCCGAGAGUUGAAGAUAGAAGGCGGCAUUGGUUCGUGCGUAUCACUAAACGUAAAAAAUGCUUCUGUAUCUGAUUCCGAGAUCGGCAUGGGUAAUACAGCUCAAUGGAAGCUGUGCACAAUGACUCCGAACAGCACAAUGGCAUUUUUCUUUGAGAUAGCAAAUCAACAUGCAGCGCCGAUCCCUCAAGGUGGUCGUGGUUGUCUUCAAUUCAUUUCUCAAUAUCAGCACUCCAGCGGACAAAGGAGAAUCCGUGUAACGACCGUAGCUCGAAGUUGGGCAGAUGCAACUUCGAAUUUGCACAUGAUAAGCGCCGGUUUUGACCAGGAAGCUGCUGCUGUGCUGAUGUCAAGAAUGGUAGUCUACCGAGCAGAGUCCGAUGAUGGGCCAGAUACUUUGCGAUGGGUCGAUCGGCAACUUAUUCGACUCUGUCAGAAGUUUGGUGAAUACAGUAAAGACGAUCCGAACAGUUUCCGGUUGGCGGAGAAUUUCUCACUGUUCCCGCAAUUCAUGUACCAUCUGCGGCGAUCUCAAUUCCUGCAGGUCUUUAACAACUCACCUGAUGAAACCACAUUCUAUCGACACAUGCUGAUGCGAGAAGAUCUUACCCAAUCACUCAUUAUGAUACAACCAAUUCUAUAUUCGUACUCAUUCAACGGGCCCCCGGAACCCGUUCUUCUCGACACCUCCUCGAUCCAACCGGAUCGGAUACUGCUGAUGGAUACCUUCUUCCAAAUUUUGAUUUUCCACGGUGAAACGAUAGCCCAAUGGCGAAGUCUCAAGUAUCAGGAGAUGCCCGAGUACGAAAACUUCAAACAGCUGCUGCAGGCUCCGGUGGACGAUGCCCAGGAAAUUCUACAAACCCGGUUCCCAAUGCCGCGAUACAUUGAUACCGAGCAAGGCGGUUCCCAAGCUCGGUUCCUGCUGUCUAAGGUCAACCCUUCACAGACCCACAACAACAUGUACGCCUAUGGACAGAUGGCUGCACCGAUGGCGGAUGGUGGUGCUCCAGUGCUCACCGACGAUGUCUCGCUGCAAGUUUUCAUGGAACAUCUGAAAAAGCUUGCCGUCUCUUCCACGACCUAGGAGGAUUGCAAUCGGACGCAGGGACAGAGAAAAUGGGUAUUUUAUUUUAUCGAAUCACUGAGUCGUUAUUAUUUGUGUGUAGUUUAAAUUCUUAUCGGACCGUCGAAGAAUUAUGUAUGUAUCUGUUCUCGUACUUUAACGUUAGUGAGAAAGACAAGGGAAUGAUUAAAUGGCAGCGCGACGAUGCUCUUCGAUCUGCGAUCAAUCAAAUCGAUUUGUUUUCGAUUCGUACUCUUAAUCGAUUCCCGUUUGUUUGAACUCAUCUUGUGGCAAUGCGGGCUCUAUUCAGUUAUGUAUUACUCUAGCAAAACCAAUUAAACAAUUGCAUAAACUUUAUAAUAAAUUAGGUAGAGACAA